AUGCGACUGCAGACCACCUUGCAGCUCAUUUUCGUUGCGACCGUCUCCGCCCGCUCACGAUUACCUUCUGCAUUCGCAGAGCCACCGAGCUCUGGUGUGGAUAAUGUUGACCCGCUGAUAGGCGCCGGGGGAGACUCUCCGAACGGUUCGGGGGGGAUGAUCCCGUCCACCGCCCCACCGUUUGCUAUGACGCGCUGGGUCGCGCAGACUCGCCAGAACUAUGUCUCCGUGACGCCGUACAAUUAUACAGACACGGAAGUACACGGAUUUCAGGGCACUCACCAGCCUGCCAUCUGGAUGGGCGAGAGCGGCCAGGUCGUCGUCGUGCCCGGUGCAGGAGAGGUGCAGAGCGUGUUCGAGCAGCGCGGCAUGCCGUUCAGCCACGACGACGAAGUCAUCACUGCCAGCUACUACAGCGUGCAGAUGGAUGCACUUGAGGGAGGGAAGAUUCUCGCGGAGAAAUCUGCGACUUCUCGCGUUGGACAUCUGCGUUUUACAUUCAUGAACACCAGCAUCCCAUACGUUUUCGUUGAAGCAACACGCGCGUCUGUCAUGGGUUCCGCCGACCCCUCCAACGUAACCUACCCGCACGGCGAGAUCACCAUCGACCCGUCACGACAAGAGAUUACCGGGCGCAACCCUGAGCGACAGGACUUCAUCAUCGGGCCCAAUCCAGCGCUCGGUUGGUCAGGCUACUUCUGCGCACGUUUCGACCUCCCUUUCGCGAGCUGGGGCACUACCGCGAACGGCAGUACUGCAGAGGGCGCGACGGCGGGCGCGGGCGCAAUGCUUGGGGGAUUCGUACGGUUUGCUGAGGGCGCCAGCGUGGUGGGCGUGCGGGUGGGCGUGUCGUUCAUUUCUGUGGAGCAAGCGCGGAAGAAUCUGGAUACAGAGAUCCCCGAUGAUAUCAGUCUUGAAGAGACCGCGAGAGGUGUGCGGCAGGCGUGGGCGGAGAAGCUGGAUCGGAUCAAGGUUGAGGGCGCGAGUGAGGACGACCUGAAGGUGUUUUAUACUGGGGUGUAUCAUACGCUUCAGGUGCCCGAGUAUCCGUACGAACAAAGCGAAAAUGGUCAGUACUACUCGGGUUAUGACGAGUCCGUGCACGAGGGAGAAUCUUACACUGGGUACUCUAUCUGGGACACAUUCCGCGCUGAGUGGGCGUGGCAGAUCCUGCUUGCACCUGAACGUAUUCCCGGUAUGGUGCAGAGCAUGCUCCAAGACUACAAAGAGGGCGGAUGGCUUCCAAUGUGGAAGAACAUAGUGGAGACGAAUAUCAUGGUGGCGACCCACGCAGAUGCGCUUAUCGCUGAGGCCGUGGUUAAGGGCGUAACCGGGUUUGACUUCAAGACUGCGUAUGAAGCCGUCCACAAGGACGCUACUGUGCCGCCAGUGGAUGACGGGACCAUCUCGUACUACGAUCGCGAGGAGAAUGUAGGCUACGAAGUUCGUGCAGGGUUGUCUUCGGUGUACGAAGAGCGUGGCUGGGUUGCGUCCGACAUCCAUUCCGAGGCUGCCUCGCGCACGCUUGACUACGCCUUUGACGACUACGCCGUCUCCGUCUUCGCAUCUGCGCUCUCCGAGACCUCCGAUGCCGCGUUCUUCCGCGCCCGUGCGAUGUCCGCCCCGUUCACGAUUUUCAACAACGACACGCUUUUUAUGGAAGCGCGCGACGCGAACGGCCAUAACGAUCAGACUAAUGAGCCAUCGCACCAUAUCCCAUACUUGUACUCUCUCGCAGGCGCUGCCUCGAAAUCGCAAGAGCGCAUUCGCGAAGUAGCGGUGUCGAACUACAACGCGUCCAUUAACGGCUUAUCCGGUAACGAAGACUGCGGCCAGAUGAGCGCGUGGUACAUCUUCAGUGCCCUUGGCUUCUACCCCGUGGAUCCUGUGUCGGCUGAAUAUGUCGUUGGCACGCCAUUCUUCGACAAAGUGACGCUCGACUUCCCCAAUGCGACGCACCCGCUGGUGAUCACUUCCAAAGGCGGACCACAAAACCCAUACAUCAAGUCUCUGAAGAUCAACGGCGAGGACGUGCAAAUACCAAUUAUUCUGCACUCCCAGAUCGCGAACGGGGGUGAGAUCGUGUUCGAGAUGAGUUCGGAGCCUCAGCCUUGGUCAUCGAGCACGCUGACGAAUUCGACCAGCGCAGUUGAAGAAAAUUAUGUUUGUGAUGGCGUCCUCCAGGAGACAUACCGACAUCUCGAAUUGCGGUAG
Sparassis crispa is the source of this 2214-nucleotide messenger RNA. Its product is annotated as glycoside hydrolase family 92 protein. NCBI's taxonomy places the organism in Eukaryota, Fungi, Basidiomycota, Agaricomycetes, Polyporales, Sparassidaceae. Gene Ontology annotation, molecular function: carbohydrate binding; peptide-N4-(N-acetyl-beta-glucosaminyl)asparagine amidase activity. Gene Ontology annotation, cellular component: cytosol; nucleus. Gene Ontology annotation, biological process: carbohydrate metabolic process; glycoprotein catabolic process; protein deglycosylation. The transcript is spliced from 16 exons. The record is from RefSeq and is a predicted model, not a curated record. The coding region runs from base 1 to 2214 and encodes 737 amino acids.